Molecule: messenger RNA, 1773 nt
Organism: Adineta ricciae
Lineage: Eukaryota; Metazoa; Rotifera; Eurotatoria; Adinetida; Adinetidae
Source: the annotation of a GenBank genome assembly
AUGUUUCAAGUGAAAGAAACAUCACAACGUUUUCACCUAUCAGAUCAUUGGAUGAAAUUACGAAGUGAAACUUCAUUAGUCGAGAAAAAAAUAACAGUGAAUCAUAUUGAAAAUUUAGCAAAUGAAACCUUCUACGAAAUAUUCAAUUACUUAAAUAGUUGUUAUGUCCAUCAAGCAUUUUUUGAUUUAAAUGCUCGUUUCCGAAAUCUCUUAACCGACUCGAAAUUUUUUUUGAAAAUUCAACUUUCAAUGGAAUCAUAUUUAACAAUCGAUGAUGAAUACGAACGAUAUAUUUUAUCCAAUCGACAUCAUGUUCUUUCAUUUUCUUUUGAUUAUGACUUUUACGAUCAACAAUUCAUUCGAUUAUCUCCUCAUAUCGACUCAACAUGUGUUCAUUUGGAAUCCAUCAAUGUCAAAAAUGUUCCGAUAUUGCAACUUCGUGUACUUCUUUCACAACUGAAAUCAUUACCACUGCUUUCUUCGUUACAAGUUUACUUUCAUACUGUCGAUAAUUAUCUGGUUGAUGUCUAUCAGAGCAUUUUUCAAUUACGCUUUCUGAAAUAUCUCAAAAUCGUUGUUUCUCAAUAUCGAAAGGAAAAUUUUCUUCUUCCAAUGGCAACUGCUGAACAAUAUACAUCAAUCGAAUUCUUCUCGUUCUGUCAUCGUUUAAGUCUCGAAGAACUGAUGAAUCUUCUUUCAUACACACCACGACUAACACAUUUACAUUGUUCGUUCAUUGAACGAAUUGGAUAUAUAAAUCCCAUGGAAAUCGUUAUGAACAUGAAUCAUUUAGUUUAUUUUAAUCUUCGUAUUGAUGAUAUUCCAUCGGAUGCUUGUCGAACAUUUCUUGCAAAAUUACCGUCACAAUUGAAAGCGUUGACUAUCAAAAUUGUCAAUGAUAAUAAAAGCUAUUUCGAUGCGUAUGCAUGGGAACAAUUGAUUCGUGAAAACAUGCCUAAUUUACAAAAAUUCACUUGCCAUUGGACUGAAUUUCUUUCCAGUACAUUCCAAAUUACCGAUUGUCAUCGAACAAUUUCGAAUUAUCUGUCACCAUUUUGGAUCAACAAACAGUGGCACUUUAGAAUCAUGAUUUCUUGUGAUGAAGUUGCAUAUAGCAUUCGUCAUAACGAAAACGAAUGGUACGAUUUUCAAGAACACGCACCUUAUGAUGGAAAUUUGACGUCAUAUUAUUCUUAUCCUGGUGUGAAUGUAACCCUAUGGGACAUUGAUUCACUGGAUGAUACAUCCUAUUUUGUUCGACUCAAUCGUUUAUUUAGAUUAACUGAUGUAACCCGUUUGGUUAUACCGAGUUUUUCUUGUCCUACAAAGGAAUUUGUUACUAUUCUUCGGUUAUUACCAAAUGUGACUAUGUUAUGUCUUACAUUGUCGUCGAGUUCAUCAGAAUUUCUUCAAGCUGAAGAUGAUAUGGAUCGACUUCGACGAUGUUUGAAAACGAGCAAAAUUACACAUGUGACAGUAACAAAUUUGUAUAGUGAAAAUGAUGUGAACUUGAUUGUUGAUCUUUUCCCUCGAAUGCAAUCAUUCGUAGCAACAACGAUUCCGAAUGAUCGUCUUAUAUCAAUGACUGAAUGGACAUUGAAACGAAUAAAGUGCAAUCAAAUGAUUGAACCGAUGAGCGUUUGUAUUGUAAUCGAGAAAGGAACGGAUGAUCAAAUUGCAAAAUUACAUGAAAUGAUUGACAAGGAAAAGUUAUUGAGUAAUUACACAAUCGAUCGACGAUCGAAUAAGUUUUAUAUAAAAUUUAAUUGUUGA